AUGUAUGCUUAUGAGAGACUGAAACUAGUGAUUCAACUGGAGGAAGGGGAUAAACAAUUUCCUAGUCAUCUAUUGAAGAAGGUGAUUACAUCCUAUGCUCCAAUGCCUGUGAGGGGUACAAAGACCAGAGCAAACUAUCCUAAGCUGGAAUAUGACAAGCAAGGGAGAAUCAGCUCACGACCAGUUCGCAAGAGGUCAUCAGAGGAGCCUUCAGUUUCAUCUACAGACAUGACCAAUGCUUCCAUCUCUCUUCAGCAUCAAGGUGAAAUGGUUUCUACUAUUCUCAUGGAUCCCUCUGAUAUGUGCAUUUCCCUGGCCAUCUUCCUCAUGGGCCUGGGGUUCCAUUGA
Molecule: messenger RNA, 348 nt
Organism: Darwinula stevensoni
Lineage: Eukaryota; Metazoa; Arthropoda; Ostracoda; Podocopida; Darwinulidae
Source: the annotation of a GenBank genome assembly